GUGUAUUUGGCCAAAAUGGCCGAAGGUGGUGGGAACGAGAAGCAGUUCCUGGGCAAAUAUGUACAGAAGCAGACGAAGUACGGAACUACAACAAAACUGGCUCCAAAAAGUACGACAUACAUUAAACACAAGAUAUCGGAAACGGAUACCAUGAUGGGUAUAGCCCUUAAAUAUGGAAUAACGGUGGAACAGCUGAAGCGUGAGAACAAACUGUGGACUAAUGACAGCUUGUUUCUGAGAGAACAUUUAUUGGUACCUGUUGCUAGGGAGGAUAUAGCCACACUGCCGGAUGACCUGGAAGUGGUUGAUGUUGACCCUAGAAGUAGAUCAAGGUCAGGAAGUCAAAUUUCCAAUUCUAGUCGAAAAAGUACAGAGAGUGGAGAACAUGGUGAUUCUACCAACAAUGGUGUUUCUGUCGAACCGAAAACGUCACCACUGGACUUUCUUAAUAAAUACGACUCUAAUAUAGCACAACUAAAGUCAAACAUGGAAAAAAUGGAAAAUAAUGCAAGACUAUUAAACAAAGGAGAGUCGGACAACCCGCUGACUUUUCUUCCACGGAAAACUAAAAAUGGUGCUAGACGACAUUCGGGUUCAGCAGUAACAGUUCGACAACUUGACGCAGGAAAACAUAACUCUGAAGUUGAAAAACGGAAAACGAACAGUAUGGAUUGUGAAUCUUCUCCAGUACUUCUGAUAAAGUCACGAAACAAAACUCGACAAGUUCAAACAUCGCUUGAAAAACAGGAACAAGUUAAUGACGAAUUGUUCGAAUUAUGAUGUUAUUGUUUUUUGUUGUUUUUUUUUUUUUUUACCAUAUCCUCAAUUUACCUUGGGAUUGAAAUAUUCACUAAGUAUUAUUUUUUCUGUGUUUCCCUUAGUAACCAAUCUCAAAUUUAUGGCCCCGUUCUCCACACUGGUAAAUGAUAGAAUUUUCUUUCUUGUUGUUUUGCAAGAUGGCACUGGUGUAGUCCCAGGUUGUUAUGCCUCUUGUAGUGUUAUUUUGCCAGUCAACACUAUCAGUGGUGUCUGUAGUGAUGCUCACGCACAAAAAAUUUGGAUGCUGAUAACCAAGGGCAAGUAACUCUUGCUAAACUGUAUUUAGGAACUGGGGUAUUGAUGAUUGUAAUUGAAAUGUAAUGUUGGUUUAUCAUUUAUCUUCUUUUCAACAUGCUGGCACUUAAUAUUGAAGCUUCGUAAGUUGAAAUUAUUUAUAAUAAGUUUUUUCUGAUUUAGAACAUUUUUUCUGUGAUAUAAUUUACUGUUGUAAUGUAAAAUAUUGCUGAUGUAGUUUUUACUUCCUUCAGUCAAGUCCUGAAGGAACAGAGUAUUUCUAUAUGUUUUCUAUUAGAGACUUAUCGAUAUGAUUCUAGCCUGUUAUAUAGAGUCGUGUU
Molecule: messenger RNA, 1394 nt
Organism: Ylistrum balloti
Lineage: Eukaryota; Metazoa; Mollusca; Bivalvia; Pectinida; Pectinidae
Product: lysM and putative peptidoglycan-binding domain-containing protein 1-like
Exons: 3
Coding region: 16-780 (254 amino acids)
Source: RefSeq, a predicted model, not a curated record